AUGGAUGAGUUUUUCGAAUGUAUUCUUGGCGGAUUGAUGUUUCUGCCUCGAUUUGACGCCGACAAAAUAAAAUCUGGAUCCAUUACCGCUGAAGAUGUGCCGACGCUUAUUCACGACGGGAAGCUCCUGAAGUCGGUCCCUGUCGAAGAGGGCGAAAUCACUGAAGACUGGCCUGAGCAGCUUGUGCCGUUCACGUGGCAUCUGCUUCCACAUGCAAACGAUGAGGAGACAAAGAUUAUUGAUGCCCUAGUCGAGGAGAGUGCCAAGAUUGAUGCUCCUAAGCGAGGCCGUGGUCGCCCUAGAAAGACCAAGGCCCCGGAAUCUGGAGAAACUCGCCCAAAGGUUCGUCGGACCCAGAAGACUGUUGCUGCUCCCCUGAUGCGUUUUGAGGAGCUCAACCUAAAACCUCUAGCUGUUGUCUCGUUGUUUGCGGAUGCUGAAGGACGUAUGCGUGUCAGCACUCUACCCCGCAUGGAGAUGGUGAACUUCGAA
Messenger RNA from Mesorhabditis spiculigera, 492 nucleotides. The record is from the annotation of a GenBank genome assembly. NCBI's taxonomy places the organism in Eukaryota, Metazoa, Nematoda, Chromadorea, Rhabditida, Rhabditidae.